Rotaria sp. Silwood2 is the source of this 729-nucleotide messenger RNA. The record is from the annotation of a GenBank genome assembly. Lineage: Eukaryota; Metazoa; Rotifera; Eurotatoria; Philodinida; Philodinidae.
AUGUCAGGCGUGUCAUCAAACAUCGUGAACUUUUCCGUUCUUGAUUUCCUACGACGUGCCGAUAAAAUAACUGCUCUUCAGUUGAUCAAAACAGAGCAAGAAUAUUCAUCCGGUCUUCGCUUUCCCAAACAUCAUAAGCAUGGCAAAGUCACACGUGAUCCCUCUUCUUCUUCAUCAUCAACGUUUACCUAUUCGUCUCUUCGACCGGUCGAUAUCGAGACGAUAGUCGAAGGAGCCUUUGCAACUGCAUAUGAACUAAUCGAACCACUCAUUGGUAAAGAUACAUUACAAACAAGCAAAUAUAAAACAACAGCAAGUCUUUCUAAACUCAUCAUCAAACAUUACGAGACCUCAAAACUUAAAAGUCGAUCGUCACAACUGCAGCAAGUGUUUGAUGACCCAUCGGAAGAAACCAACAAUGAAGAUGAAGAUGAAGAAGACACAGAUGAAGAAGAUACAGAUGAAGAAGAUGCAGAAGAAGAAGAUACAGAUGAAGAUGAAGUACAAGAUCUUUCUCACGUUCUUCUUGAUUCGUCGAAUGCCUCUUUUAGAGGCAUGCGUGUGAAAGAAUCCAUUGAUCCAAAACAAUCCGAUUCGUUCUUCAAAGUUCGACGAGAAAAUGACACUACUGAUGUUUAUAUCCACAAGCAAACAGCUUGUUGGGUAUUGACAAAUGAAAAAUCUUCUCUUUCUUCUGAUCGUUUGAAACGAGUUACACAAUCAAAAUAA